This is a messenger RNA of Brenthis ino (lesser marbled fritillary), 831 nucleotides long. Lineage: Eukaryota; Metazoa; Arthropoda; Insecta; Lepidoptera; Nymphalidae. The record is from the annotation of a GenBank genome assembly.
AUGGGUAGUUCAUCGAGUAAGAAAGUGAAUAUAACUGGAAGUGGCGUUCAGCAAAAUGCGAAAAGUGUAACUCGGGAUAGAGUUUAUACAGCAAAUGAGCAAGUAAAUGAAGAUCAAAAUGUGGAAAUCUUAGAGGAUAGUAACGCUGCAGCAAGAUCUAGAGGCCAUAAAAUGCCGAUUCAACCCAUAAAAUUGUAUUACUUGGUACCAUCGCCCCCCUCUCGGUCAGUGAUGAUGACAGCUAAGAUGUUAGGACUGGAAUUGGACCUUGUCCAUAUUGACAUCUUCAAGGGAGAACAUAAAACACCUGAAUUUUUGAAGAUGAAUCCACAACACACAGUACCGACAAUGGACGACAAUGGUUUCAUAUUACGAGAAAGUCGUGCAAUCAUGAUAUACUUGAUGAAUGCGUAUGGCCGUGAUGACUCUCUCUACCCGAAGAAUCCUCGUCAACGAGCGCUUGUUCAUCAACGACUUGAUUUCGAUUUGGGCACUUUAUAUAGAAGAUAUAUGGACUUGUAUGUACCAAUGAUAUUAGACGGCGCAAAAUACAGUGAAGAAGCAGCUGCAAAAUUAAAUGAAGCAUUAGACUGGCUAAAUAAAAUGUUGGACGGAAGAGCUUUCGUGGCGGGUGAUAACUUAACUUUGGCUGAUAUUUCCAUCGUCGUCGUUUUAUCUAAUUUAGAGGCUUUAGAGUUCGACUACAGUGCUCAUGAAAAUGUGGCAAAGUGGUUUGAAAGAAUGAAAAAAGAAUUAGAGCCCUAUGGCUAUGUAGAAAUCGACCAAGUCGGCGCGCAAGCACUUGCCUCGCUCUUGAAGAAAGAUAAAAAC